UGGCCAGGAGCGGACGGCGUUCAAGGAAUUCCCCAAAAAACUUUUUCCAACACACCGUGCCGUGUUUGUCUGUUUACUGUCCAACUUCGCCUCCGUCGUCGCCUCCGAAUGUGACAAUAACGGUAACGUCGCCAAGCUGUGUGUGUCGGUGAUGAAGUGGACGCCACUUAACCGCUCGGAAGAAGGAAAGUCGCGAGAGGAAAAACUUCUCAAAUGAUGCUGCAUCCCUCCCUCCAAAGUUCAGCUAAGGUGGCUAACGUUAGCUAGCGCAGGACUCAGCUCGCUAACUCUGAUGUGAACGUUUGGAUACUCGUUUGUUCAUCUUGUCGGAACAAGUUGUGUAGCUACACAUUACUUAAUGGAGUGGAGAAGGGCGUGAGGAUAUCUAACUGAGAGCUCUCAUCCUUGGCUGACCAGGUUACAGUAUCAAGCUAAUCAUCUUUUAGCCAAGUGGAGCUAGCUGAACGACAGCUAGCCAAGUGUCACAUUAAAGUUGACAAGAGUUAGCCUUCUUUAAAGACAAAAUGGCAUGACACAUACUUCCCGUUUACCAGCUGCUCUCCAUCAUUACAAGACUGCAGUAUCUUUUUAAAAAACUUUUCUGGAAACUGAACAAGUCAAUAAAUGGAGCAGCAGAAAGCUACAACUUGAGAUUAGAAAGGACAAGAUAAUCACCCUCAUGACCAUAUAAUGAGAAUAACGGACCCGGAUGUACUUGCUCUCAUCAUUACCACCUCGAGUUGUUGGCUGUAAAGUAGGAAGGAAUGGUGAUUAACAGCUUUAGUAAAGAGCUCCACUGACUCUGGACCACUCUGGCAAUCUGUGUCCUUUUUUGAAGAAGUUGGUUUGAGUGACAUCACAUCCCUGACUCUUUAUCAACACUUCCUGGGUGAGCGUACUGCAGCUUGGAGACCCACACCCUGAGGGACCGCACCUUGGAUCAGGGUUCGAGAGUGCUACGCGAUGAAGGUUACGGUGACAUUUGGGCAGACCGGUGUGGUGGUGCCCUGCAAGGAGGGCUGGACUGUGAGGGACCUCAUCCAGCAAGCCACGCAGAGAUACAGAAAACUCCUGGAACAGGAAGGAGACUUCCUGGUUCGGACUCACCACGUUGAGUACUGUGACGGGGGGAUUCUGGACCCCGAUGACAUCCUCAGUGAUCUGGUAGAAGACAAGGACAAGCUGAUGGCUGUGUAUGAGGAGCAGGAAGCCCAGCAGAGGGGCGUGGCCAACACGAGGCCGGCCCCCAGCCCCGACCUCCACCAGUCUGAGCUCUCCGUCUUCCAGCCCGUCGCGGGGGGAGAGAUUGAAGUCAACUCCUCGGCCCUCAAGACCAACACCCCCCUGUUGGUGAGAAGCAGCAGUGACUCAGCCCUCAGCCCCCAGCCGACAGAGACCGGACCCUCCCUCAAUCAGGAGGCCGUCGGGAUGGCAGCCGGUCCCACUGUGGAGAGGCAGGCCGGGGUCGACCGACUCCAAGGCAAACUCACCUUCAACGGCAGACAUACCUUAACCUCCCUUCCUCUCAUUGCUCGCUCUCCUGUCAGGUCUCUGGGCCUGUACGUCCGCGGCAUAGAGGAGGACAGUCGCUCACGAAAGGAGGGCUUGUUUCAAGAGGACGAGUGCAUCGUGAUGAUCAACGGCACCGACCUCAUGGACAAGACAUUCAGCCAAGCCCAGGAAGUGUUCCGUCAGGCAAUGCGCUCCCCGGUUGUCCGCUUGGAAGUAGUUCCCUCCGUCAACAGACAACGCUAUGAGAAGAGUCUGAUUGGUCAGCUUUUGGGCAACAGCGCCGGUCCCGACAGCAGCCCCCGAGUCGCCAAGACCAAAGAGCCACCUCCACCCGUCAAAGCCAAGCCCGCGUUCAAGCCCGCGUUCAAGCCCCCUGAGAAUCCACCCACGCGAUUGGCCGAGGGCGCUGCCUCCACGGAAGCUGCUGUUAAUACACCCAAGGGGAGGAGUGAGAGCCCCCUCCUCAAGAAAAGUCCUGCCCUCUCCAGCCUGGUGACCAAUAAGAGAGGAGGACGAAGGUUGAGGAUCGAUCUCAAGAAAGGCUCAGAAGGUCUUGGCUUUACCGUAGUAACCAGAGAUUCUUCAGUCCACGGCCCCGGUCCUAUUCUCGUCAAAAACAUUCUGGCACGAGGAGCUGCUGUCAAAGAUGGACGCCUGCAGUCUGGAGACCGCAUACUUGAGGUCAACGGUGUGGAUAUCACAGGUGUGGGCCAGGAGGAGCUGGUGUCCAUGCUGCGCAGGACGCGGCAGGGAGAGAGCGUGUGUCUGGUGGUCCUACGGCAGGAAGACAUGUUCCUGCCCCGAGAGAUGGUAAGAACCAAUCACAACGCUGUAUCCUCAGCCAAUGAAACAACAUGUUCGAGUCGAUUUGCAGGUCUGGUUUCUUUUUUAGUGAUUGUGUCCUCCCUGUUUCAGGAUCAACACGGGGCGUCACCCAAUCGCUCAUUUGACAGCUCCUCUGGUCUGUCGGGCCCGGUGGGUCCAGUGAACGGCCUGACGAACGGUCCCAGUCACUCUCCCAUGGUGAACAACACUCUCUAUGCAUCUAAUGCGACCAAUGGGAGUUAUUCUUACAUGGACGAGGAAGAGGAGGGGGAGCUGUACGGACACGAAACAGAGUUCAGCGGCUCGGCCCAACACUCCUAUCUACAGGAAAGAGAUAACCGUCGCACCUCCAGCCCGGCCCAGCCCCAGUGUCCUACCCAGAACCAGAGCCAGCGGCAGUUCCAGCACGUGAAAGCCUCGAAGAGCAUGGACCUGGGUACGACUCAGAACCAGCAGCACACUGUGGCGGAUGAGAGCAACGUCGGAUCACUGGCUGCAAACUCUGCAGCUCCAUCGACUCCUGUGGAACUCGGCCCCACCCUCGGCCUGAAAAAGUCCAGCUCCUUGGAGAGUCUCCAGACGGCCAUGUCAGAGGUUAACAGAAAGAACGAACUCCUCCCCUUCCAUCGACCUCGCCCAAAUAUGGUCAGAGGAAGAGGCUGCAACGAGAGCUUCCGAGCAGCAAUCGAUAAGUCCUACGAUGGGCCGCCUGAAGAAGAUGAAGAUGACGGUUCAGAGCCGAGUUCAGGCCGGGACACCCCUGCAAGUAGUUCAUCCCGUCAGGGAUUGGAGGAUCGGACAGAAGAGAAAGGCAAAAAAGACAAGAAAAAGAAACCGAAAACUAAGAAGAAGGACAAGAAUAAGGGGAAAGGAAAGGAGAAGGAGAAAAAGAAAGCAGGGGAGCCUGAGGAGACGGAGAAGAAGAGCAAGAAAAUAGGCUUUGGCCUGCUACGAUUCGGGAAGAAGAAAGAGGAGAAAAAGGAGGCGAAAGCAGCUCUGCAGCGGCAGAAGUCGGACAUUAUGAGUGAUCAUGAGUUCGAGAGGAUGAAAGACGAGAGGGAAAGGAUCGAGGCAGGGCACCCCGAGCUGAGAGAGCACCGGCUCAGAGACCAGCAGGGUGGCGGCGUGGCGGCGUAUCCAGAUGACGAAGAUGACGACACGGACCCCAACUAUGCCCGAAUACAAUCCUUCAGGGACCGAGAUAUGGGUCCAAUGCCGCAGCCACCUCGCAGCCAGUCUCAGUCGCCACCCUACAGCACAGUUCAGCACGGCCAUGUGGGCACCCCUUCCCCCCAAGGCCCCUCUGCCUUUCCAGGGCAUGGGAAUCACGGUAACGACCCUGGAGCCAUCCCUGAUGAUGACCCCCUUGACAGGCUGUACGCCAAAGUCAACAAACCCAGAGGAGCUGGACCCACAUCGCCUCCUGUUCCUGCUACCGCCAAUGACGGUGCGGACAGGAUCCAGCAGCUACGAAGAGAAUACCAGCAGGCUAGGAGAGAAGGAGUGGUAGUGCCGCCGUAUGAAGAACUGGACCCACGACGCAGAGGACAUGAAAAUGAAGCACCGAGGAUGCCAGGCAGAGGGCCUGAUCACCGGUUGGCACCGCGUUAUGAAGAAGUGGAACGUCAGUAUGCCUCCCUACCAAGACGAGGUCCUUUGGAUGCGACUGACUACUCCAUGCAGCCCUGGUCAGGCCAUUACCCCGGACCGCCCCAGGCCCCACAGGGGUACCCUCAGUCCCCCUCCUACCCGAACCCCAUCCCCCAGUCUGCCCCGUCUUACCCCGGCUACCCACCCGGUCCACCAUACGCACGGCCAGGAGACCCUCGGGGCGUCGACCCCGGGUACUAUCCCCACCCAAGCUCCCAGCAGAGAGGCCCCUUGCGGCAGGACGUUCCCCCGUCUCCUACCCCUCCGCUUCGUGGACUACGGUACGACACUAUGACGCGUGGAACCGCGGGUGGAGGUUACAGGCACCUGGUGGAUCCCAGUCCAGACCAGUACGUCUAUACUGGGGAGGGAGGGCGACAGCAACAGCAACACCAAACCAACCCAAGACAGAAGAAUGCCAUGACUGCAGCCGUGUAGACGAACCCGGUCCAGAGAUGAAAACGAGCCGAAUGCGAACUGCUCUGUGUUGUGCAGCUCUUCUGCUCGCGGUACUCCAAUGAAAUAGAGUUGAAACCUCUUAAUGCUGCGAUUUGAAUCACCAUCAAACACUGUCUGCACUGUUUGAAGUAUAUGGUAAUACACAGACAAGCAAGGUAAAGGAGGUUAAUUCCAGAGUGGCCGGCGUGAGGCAUAAUGUCUUGUUGUUUGAAGUCAUUUAAAUUGCUUUGAGUCUUCCCGCAGUAUAAAAUUAGCAGGGGUUUUACUUGUCACUGUGCUCUGAUUAAGUCGUCUCUUUCAAGAAGAGCCACAAAGAUAAUUAGAUCUAUUUAAAUUAAGGCUCUACACACUCAUGUUGUACCUGGUUUUACUG
Molecule: messenger RNA, 4819 nt
Organism: Anarrhichthys ocellatus (wolf-eel)
Lineage: Eukaryota; Metazoa; Chordata; Actinopteri; Perciformes; Anarhichadidae
Gene: pard3bb
Product: par-3 family cell polarity regulator beta b
Exons: 23
Coding region: 964-4425 (1153 amino acids)
Biological process (GO): intracellular protein localization; establishment of cell polarity; microtubule cytoskeleton organization
Cellular component (GO): cell cortex; apical plasma membrane; adherens junction
Molecular function (GO): phosphatidylinositol binding; protein binding
Source: RefSeq, a predicted model, not a curated record